Molecule: messenger RNA, 786 nt
Organism: Lodderomyces orthopsilosis Co 90-125
Lineage: Eukaryota; Fungi; Ascomycota; Pichiomycetes; Serinales; Debaryomycetaceae
Product: NSA2 family ribosome biogenesis protein
Exons: 1
Coding region: 1-786 (261 amino acids)
Biological process (GO): maturation of 5.8S rRNA; maturation of LSU-rRNA
Cellular component (GO): nucleolus; preribosome, large subunit precursor
Source: RefSeq, a predicted model, not a curated record
AUGCCUCAAAACGAAUAUAUCGAACAACACAUCAAACAACAUGGUAGAAGGUUUGAUCAUGAGGAAAGGCAGAGAAAGAAGAAAGCCAGAGAGGGCCACCGUGUGGCUAAAGAUGCUCAGAACUUGAAGGGUUGGAGAGCUAAACAAUUUGCUAAGAAGAGGUAUAGUGAAAAGGUUUCAAUGAAGAAGAAGAUCAAGGCUCAUCAAGAAAGUAAAGUCAAGGGUCCAUCUACUCCCAAGGAGGAUGAAGGAGAGGCUUUGCCAACAUAUCUUUUGGAUCGCCAAACCAACAAUACAGCCAAAGCUUUAUCAUCUAGUAUAAAGCAAAAGAGAUUAGAAAAAGCUGACAAGUUUUCUGUUCCUUUACCAAAAGUUAGAGGUAUUUCUGAAGAAGAAAUGUUCAAAGUGAUCAAAACAGGAAAGAAAAAGAGCAAGAGUUGGAAGAGAAUGAUUACGAAACAUACCUUUGUCGGAGAAGGGUUUACUAGAAGACCAGUGAAAAUGGAAAGAAUUAUACGUCCUUCAGCAUUGAGACAAAAGAAGGCCAAUGUCACCCAUCCAGAAUUGGGAGUUACUGUAUUUUUACCGAUUUUGGGAGUAAAGAAAAACCCACAAUCACCCAUGUACACCCAACUUGGUGUGUUGACAAGGGGUACUAUCAUAGAGGUGAAUGUCUCCGAGUUGGGUUUGGUGACGGCUGGUGGUAAAGUUGUUUGGGGUAAAUACGCUCAAAUAACCAAUGAGCCAGACAGAGAUGGAUGUGUUAAUGCAGUGUUGUUGGUAUGA